Molecule: messenger RNA, 2560 nt
Organism: Solanum lycopersicum (tomato)
Lineage: Eukaryota; Viridiplantae; Streptophyta; Magnoliopsida; Solanales; Solanaceae
Product: F-box protein DOR-like
Molecular function (GO): protein binding
Source: RefSeq, a predicted model, not a curated record
GUUUGGCUCUCUGUAUAACUCUAUUUCUUUUUGUUUUCUCUCUAGUACAUUACAACUAGGACUCCCAAAAAACUGAACUUUUUUUUUAUUUUAAAAUCCUAAAAACAACAUUAUUGCAAAAAAAUUGAAUUGUUCUUUUUUAAAAAAACAAAAACUCUAAACACGAUUUCAUUAGAUUUUUUUUGGGACUGCGAGGUGCAACUCUUGUUUGUUUCUUCUCUCUGAAGGAGAUGAAUACACCAAUUCCCGAAGAAAUAGUCAUUCAAAUAUUCACAUGGCUUCCUGUCAAAUCACUAAUGCGUUUCAAGUGCGUUGCUAAAUUCUUUAAUUCUCUUGUUUCUGAAUCAUAUUUUACGGAAAUCCAUACAUCUCAUUCUAUGAUCCAUCAAGGUGGAACAAAAUACUUCUUGAACGGAACGGAAUUUUAUUGCAUCGCUGAUCAGCAAAAGGAAUAUGGAAAAAGCUCUGCUUCCAGACUCGUUCAAAUUCGUAGUUCUGUUGAAUUCCCCUUCUAUAUCCCUGUAGGUUCUAAUAUCAGUUGCGUUAACGGUUUAUUUUGCAUACAGAAACCUCCUGCAAUUUUAAACCCUAGUACAGGAGAAGUAAGAUAUCUUCCCAAACUAAAUGAUGAUCGGUGUCUCCUUUACUAUUGGUUAGGUUUUGAGCCAGAAGAAAACAAGUACAAAGUUCUUUUGACACGAGAUGGUAGCGGAUUGUACAUAAAACAGUGUGUUUUCACAUUAGGCGUAGACAAAUCAUGGAGAAAGACUCAGAGUAUUUCCAGAUGUGUUUCGUACAAGCCCGGGGUUUGCAUCAAUGGAGUUAUCUAUAGGUUUGUUUUCCAUGGAGGAACACUUGCUAUAGAUGCAUUUGAUCUUAAAACUGAAAGUUUCAAACUUAUUGUAUUGAAGAAUUCAUCUAACUGGUGGUAUUACGAGUUGAUAGAGGUGCGGAGUAAGCUAGCAAUCAUUAAUUGUCCAACAUGGUCAUGUGAAUUUUUCAACUUGCGGGUUUUACGACAAAUUCAGAAAGAAGAAGAAGAAGAAUGGGAGAGUCAUAUCAUUCACUAUCCUUCAAUGUGGAAGCACAUACCACCAAAAAUCAUACCCCAUGUCAUAUUGUCAUGCAUGUUUUGUGAUGGGCAGAUUUUAUUCAUCCUCAACUUAGAGUCAGGUGCUUUAUGGUCGUCUUAUAAUAUCACAAGACGGAGUUGGAGAAAAUUAGAAAUGAAGGGGCUUUCCACGAACCACCGCAUCACAGGCAUUUAUAGUUACAGAGAAAGACUAGUUAUGUAGAAAUUAAGUCUCUUCUGUUUUAGAAUUUUUUGCACUUCUUAUGUUAUUUUUUAUUGCGUCGGGAUACUAAGCAUCAUUUCGUUUCGACAUAGUACCUAAAUAAAAGUAUAUGCCAAUACAAUUUUAUUUGCCGAGGAUGAUUAUUGCUAUGUUUUAUUAGACUCGGGGAUUUUAAAGCAGAAACAUAUCAUUCAUUUUCCUUCAAUGUGGAACGACGUAAUAUCUUAGGACCUAUGUCAUCUUGCAAUUUUCAGUCAAAUUCUCUUGAUUGCACCUCAUUAGUAGCGACUUACCGAUUAUUGCAAACAUCUGAAGCAUUCAGAAUUUGUUGCUGCUAACUCUCGAUCAUUGGAAACCUCUAAAACAUCUCUGUUUCCAGCAGCUUUUUGAUGACCAAUAUAACCUGUAUAAACAUCUAUUUAGCUGCACGAUUUUGCUCGGAAGUGACAGCAGCCAAUUGUCUUCUAAACCAGUAGCAUUACUUUGAUCGACACCUACAACCCUUUUUUUUCAUUUAAUAUUUCCCUCCCAUCACCUUGAUAUUUUUCAAAAUCGCUAGUACCUUUCAAAGCAGAUUUACUGGCAUCAUCAGUUCGUUUGUUAUUUAAGAUCAAACAGCAACUAAAGAGGUUUGUUAGUUCCACCCUACUAAAGAGAUUUCAAUGAAGAUAGGAAGAUUUGAAGUCGCUAGUACUUUUCAAUGUAGAUCGAAAGAAUUCAUCUAGUGUUAUUUUUCUCUAUUGGAAUUUCAACUUGUUUCUCUUCACUGAUAACUAGGGCACAUUGUUGAACAUGAGGUACAGUUGCGGUGCAUAUUAAACCUGAAAUAGGGAGGCAAAUAAGUCCAUACAUUAUAGGGCUAUAUAUACCAGAAUAUGAGAAAUUAUAUUUUCUUGUCUAAUUUUGUGGCAUUUAUAUAGGAGAAUUCAGUGUCUGGGAUAGCAGUGAGUGAUGAGCGGAAACUGAACUUUUCGGAGUUGAAAACGAAAAGGAACCACAGAUAUACAGUGUUCAAGAUUGAUAAUUCAAUGCAUCAACUCGCGAAGAUUUUGCCAAUGAAUCACCUGAUUACGUAAAUAACUUUUCGUACACUAUUGGUGUACAGAACUUAAGCUCUAAUUUGUUUAUGGAGCUAACUAAAGCAUGUUUACUUGUAUUCAUUUGAAUUUUGAAACCCUCUGCUUAUCAAUGGACUCUGUUUUUCAUUCUCUAAAAGCUAACAUACUGUUUACUUGGUUAUUAAACUAGAUUUCUCUUUUGCCCCA